Molecule: messenger RNA, 225 nt
Organism: Anthostomella pinea
Lineage: Eukaryota; Fungi; Ascomycota; Sordariomycetes; Xylariales; Xylariaceae
Source: the annotation of a GenBank genome assembly
AUGGACGAAGUUGACCACGCCAGCAAGCUGAGAGUCCGAGACCCGGCUGGCCUGAUUGUGGUGUCCUUUGUGGGUUUCAACUUCCCGUUUCUCAAAGAAGCCUCGCCGUCUGAGGUCCAUGUCCAGCUUUUCCUUCAUGAGGCGAAGGCGAAGCGACAAGAGCUGUGGUUGAUGAGGAUGAGUCGCGAAGACCAGAAACCCCCGUGUAUCAGCCUCAAGUUUUGA